Messenger RNA from Melanotaenia boesemani (Boeseman's rainbowfish), 629 nucleotides. RefSeq names its product cytochrome c oxidase subunit 7A2, mitochondrial-like. The record is from RefSeq and is a predicted model, not a curated record. Gene Ontology annotation, biological process: mitochondrial electron transport, cytochrome c to oxygen; mitochondrial respirasome assembly; regulation of oxidative phosphorylation. The coding region runs from base 261 to 506 and encodes 81 amino acids. NCBI's taxonomy places the organism in Eukaryota, Metazoa, Chordata, Actinopteri, Atheriniformes, Melanotaeniidae. The transcript has 4 exons.
GACUUGAUAGAGAAAUGUUUCAGACUAAGACAGGACAGCCGGCUGAAAUCAGCUGUAAACAAAUAAAAGUGAGGCGUGGAGGUUGAUCUCUGAGCUGCAGCAGCAGCGCUGGAUUAAAGCCGGUUACUUCCUGCAGACAGUUUGGCCUCUCCAGCAGCUCGUAGUUUGGCUGCCAUCCAAAAACACUGAUAGUGUCUGAACUGGUGUGUGUCUGAGUGUGUGCGUCCUUGUGAGGGUAAACUGAGGCAACACGGCCACACAUGAACCGCUUGAUGAAAGUUCCCCUUCUGGCCGGCAGAGCCUUCAGCAGCUCGGCCCGGCAGAUGAAGAAUAAAGUCCCCGAGGCCCAGAAGCUCUUCCAGGCAGACAAUGGACUGCCAGUUCACGUCAAGGGAGGAACCACUGAUGUCCUGCUGUACCGAGCAACCAUGACGCUAACCAUCGCAGGAACCUGUUACUCUCUGUACUGGCUGCUCGUCGCCUCGAUGCCUCAGAAGAAGGCGUAACAACCAAGUGAAGGCUCGGCCUCUCACAUCUGAAUGUUUGUUGUGUGGGAUUCACCAUCCGUCCUUCAGCGGGGCGACGAUGCUUCUGUACAAACUACAUCAAAUUAAACUUUCCACUUUUCA